UGAUUUCCAGAAGGGACACCGAUGCUAUGGUCCACACACAAAAAGACUACAUGUGACAUUGGAUAUGUCCUUUCGCGAAUCAGAACUAAUGAUCUGAGAUCUAGGAAAUAGGGUUUACAAAGCGUUCUGUAAGCUUAGAAAAAACUUGGUCCUAAAGGAGAGUGUUUCUCCCCCUUUUAUUCUUUUUCGUUGUCUGCCAGGGACGUGUCUCGGCCUUACUUCCAUUGGGCCACCUGUCUCUGCCAUACUGAUACGGACGUACGAGAGUAUCAGGUCUCUGUUCCAUGCGUAACGGCCAUUUAAUUCUCCUCUGGCACGCAUGCGGAUGGACCCACCAGUCGGAUGGGCUGGAUGAUGAGAUUAAGGCUGAGCCUAGAGGAGGUCUGAUCAUUGGGCCGAAAAGGCUGGGCCGACCUGAUUGGGAAAUCUAAGUGGAGCCUGGUCCUAUGGCUGAGUGGGUUGGAUCUGACUCAUGCGGGUGACUUAGAAGCCUUCAUAUCAUGGGCUGUCAUCAUGGGCCUGGCCUUAGACCGAGGUAAUGAAAUCCAGCGGUCAUCAAUUGCCUCUUUACCUUCUCAUCAGUUAUUGCCCGAAUGAUGAGGGGGUAAAUAAUGAGAAUCAUUAUGACCGCGCCGCCUAAAUACAGACUGCCCCAAAAAAUCUUUUUAUCUCUCUACUGUUUCAAAUUUUCAGAUUCUCUCUGUCUUCUCUGAACUUAUGCUUUCCCCUGCUUUAUGUUCGUCUUGCUCGAUUUGUUCACCUGCGCUAAUCGUUUUUCAGGUACGCUCCUCCCUUCACCAUGGAAGGCCCAAAACUCCCUGAGAUUUUUAAUCUUGAUUCUUGCGUUACCCCAUCUACCCUAACCAACUUCUUUUCUCGGAGGUAUUUGGACACUCCUCUUUACCACAUUAGGGCUUCUUACCGGAACGAGAGGAUUGUUCUUCCCGAUCCUCCUCCUUCCAGCCUGGUAGAUCCCCAAAAAGAUCUCAGUCUAGUUUUCUUUGUCAAAUAGCGAGAUUACGAUCUAACCUUCCCCUUUACCCCCUUCUUCAUCGAGGUCUUCCAGUACUUCGGGAUAACCCCCCGGAUGCUAUCUCCUAACUCCAUUCUAUUCAUGUGUUCCUUCGAGUCAGUCUGCCGGAGCUGGGGGUUCACACCCACAGCGCGUCUGUUUGUGACCUUUUUCCGCCUCGUCCGGGCUGUUCAAUGUUUCUACUAUUUCGCCCCCCGUGGUGGAUUGUCCAUUUUCACGGGCUAUAAGGACUCCAUAAAGGGCUGGGUAGAGGGUUUUGUAGUGGUGGAGUUGAAGAAGGAUUCCGGUCUGUCGUGGGGGAUAGACCUCGGUUGGGAAGAUGUCUAUCUGGGUUGCAAUGACCUGCCCUAGCUGAGCCUCACCGAACAGGUCGGGUUCGUUCGACUGACUUCUAUUGAAAAGAAGUAUGAUAUCAAAAAGUUUAUGUUCGCGUCUAAUCUCCAGGAUAUCCAGGACGCAGCUUCUGAAGUGAAGAUCGACCAAAUCAAGCCUCCCAAGAAUUUUACAUUUUCCCGGGAGAGUAUGAACGCGGCUCUGGAUGCCCUCCUGGCUGGGCGAUCCGUGGGAGAGGCUAUUCAAAGGGUGGUCGAAGUCAUCUCCUCUAGGUCGGCGAGCCGGCCCCCUGUCCCAGCCCCUUCUCGAGCUCCUAAGCCGAGCUCCCGAAGUAGCAGGUCUUCUCGGCCAUCCAGCCGUAGCAGAUCGAGCUCGACUCCUCAGUCCUCCCAAGCCCCCCGGUCUCGACGGACUUCUAAUGAAGGGAUGGAAGAGGCUCCAGUGGUCAUUUCUAGGCCGGUUGAAGGCACCGAGCUGGCGGGGAUGGAUCCUGCCCUUCCUUCUGAGGAGGAUUCUGAGGUGAGGCUUGAGACCUCCGCCGCUGAGGAGAGGGCUCCGGAAAAAGGAAUGGAGGUCAUCCCGGCGGGCGAAGGUGCCCAGGAGGCCCCUCUUGGGGUUGUCCCUACUUCCGAGGGAAUGGGGCCCGGACCCACUGAUGGUGGAGGUGUCGCAAAGAAGGUCGGGGGCAAGCGUCCCGCUUCAGCUGAAGUGCCUGCCCCAAUUCUCGUCCCUAAGAAGUCUUGGGCUUCUAGGAGACCGGCUCCAACUCUCCCUCCUUCUCGAGAAGAAGAAAGAGACUCCCGUGGUGCCCCUAUUGUCUGCUCCUGACAACGACAUUCUGAACGCGGAGGAUAUUACUCAUCAAACUCCGGCGAGCGUUGUAGCAGAGAUCUUGCAGGAGCGGAUGUUCGGUGGGAUCAUGGAGGCUUCGGACCCUCAUUUGCUUGCUCUGACUGGCCUUUUGGCUGGUUUUACUCGAGAGCAAGCAGCCUUUCGGUCUCGACCCCGAGGGGAGCUUGGAGAUAGAAUCAGGGAGAUGCUCCUGAUGGUAAGUUGUCCCUUUUGUUUUCGUUUUGGCUUUCUUUGUUUCUUUGUUUUAAUGGUUUUUUCUUUGUGCUAGGUGAUGGGCCUCUUUAUGGAGGUGGAUGCUCAUGACCACUCUCUCCGGGAGUCUGUAGAUUGCCGGAUUGAGGAGGCACACCUGGAGGAGAACUUAUCAGCAACCAGCGAUGCCCGGGGCAAUCUCACGGCCGCUCGGGAACACUCUAGGUCCCUCUAGAUAGAGCUACAUACUGCGCUGGAGGCCCUUAAAAGGGCUGAUGGGAGGGCAGCUGAGGCAGAAGAUCAACGUGACAAGGCUUUAAGGCAGCUAUCCUCCUUGGAGGAGAUCCGGCGAGACAGGGAUGAGGCCCUAAGCCAGAAGGACGAGGCCCGGCACCAGCACGAGCUUUUGAAGGCAGAUUUUGAUGCCGUGCUGGCGCAGAGAGAAGAAGCCCUAGCUUGGGUUGUAGUCCUGGAGCAAGAGCUGAGCAAGCAAGCUGACAGUGUUAAGGGCUUGAACUUGGCGGCAGAGGAGUCCAAACUUCAGAAUCAAUAACUCUGCCAACAAGUCAACUCUUUGGAGAAGAGGUGCUCAGCCUUGCUCGAAGAUGCCAAGCUAGCUGAGGAUAGAGUCCAGCUGGAGUGCGAGGAGCGCUUAAGGGUGUACAAGGAGUCGGCUGAGCUCAAAAAAGAGAUUGAACAGGCCUGUGAGGCUCAUCUUCAGAGCUAUAAGGACUCAUCGGAGCUGAAAGCCAAGAUAGCUGAGGCCUGCGAGGAGCGACUUGCGGAAUUUAAAGCCUCUGGCAAGAUGAAGACGACCAUAUUGAAUAAGGGCUUCCGCAUGUUCAUCUCUGGAUACAAUCGGGGCUUGAAGACUGCCAGAUAUGCCCCCUCCACCCCGUUAGUUGAACUCCGAGCUGCUGAGGAAGACUACGAUGGCGAGGACGUGCUUUACGGGGAGGAUGACAGGCCCUUGCCUAAAGGAGCUUCUCGCACUACAGCUGGGCCUUCUGAGGCAGACGCCGAGCUGGGGAAGGGAGAUGAAGGUGCUGGGCCUCAGGAGCAGGAGGAAGCAGGGGCCCAAGGGGGGGAAAUUGUAUCGUUUGUAAAUAUUAGUAUAGGAAAUAGUGAUGUAGACAACGUAGAUACACCUAGGCAUGUAAGUUCUCUAAGGACGGUUUUUCCUUCAGUAGAGUAGGUGCUUAGAAUAGGCUUGUAAUAUACUUUUCUUUUAGUGAAAUUUUACUUUUAUCCUCUGCUUCAUGCUUAUACUUGAGCUAUUUUUAUCUUUGUUUAUUUUUUCUGCUUUACCAAGCUACUUAGUCUGUUAAAAACCUAACUGGUUCAAUUUAUUAAAGACUUAAGAAUAAAGCACUUAAGUUAAUCAAGGCUAGAAAAUUAGCAAGAGACUUGACUUCUGAUUUAUGAACUUUUCCAAUUUCACCAGGGCAUUCUUAUCUGUAGGCCUUUUCCGACCUAGAUCUGCCUUAGGGAUAAAAAUCUUUAAGCUACGUGUUUAAUUAAUCUUCAUGAGUUUGAUUUUUAACAAUUGA
This is a messenger RNA of Manihot esculenta (cassava), 3960 nucleotides long. RefSeq names its product flocculation protein FLO11-like. The transcript has 2 exons. The coding region runs from base 1457 to 2194 and encodes 245 amino acids. The record is from RefSeq and is a predicted model, not a curated record. NCBI's taxonomy places the organism in Eukaryota, Viridiplantae, Streptophyta, Magnoliopsida, Malpighiales, Euphorbiaceae.